CUUAACUUGACAAUAAACUCAGCUUUACGAUAAGCUUAAUGUUUUCCUCCCGUCUUAUCAGAAAUUCUAUUAACAUGAUCUUGCUGCUUUGCUUAUCAGCUUUCCUUUGUACUGCAAGUAAUGCAGCUACUAUAUGCAGUAAUGAAACAGACAAGAUUUCUUUGCUUGCAUUCAAGGAUUUGAUCACUGAGGAUCCCCUUGGAAUGCUGAUCUCAUGGAACAAUUCUAUCCAUUUCUGUGAGUGGCAGGGAGUAAAAUGCAGUAGCCGGCACCAAAGAGUUGUGGAGUUGGACUUGAGGUCUCAGGGAUUGACGGGCUCGAUUUCGCCCUUCAUUGGCAAUUUGACCUUCCUCAGGUCUAUUUACCUUCAACAUAAUCAAAUCCGAGGAAGUAUCCCGCAAGAACUCGGUGGUCUGUUUCGCUUGCAGAAUCUGAAUUUCACUAAUAAUACUCUCCAGGGGCAGAUUCCAAGCAAUUUGUCACGCUGUCUGGAGCUCAGAGAAAUUGAAUUGAAUUUCAAUGACCUUGUUGGGAAAAUUCCAGCAACAUUUGGUUCUCUAACCAAGCUCACUUCUCUAUCUUUAUUCUCCAACAAUCUCCAUGGAACCAUCCCUCCAUCUCUUGGUAACCUAACCUUCCUCCAAACACUUUCUCUAGGAACAAACAACCUUGAAGGAACUAUUCCAGAUUCUAUUGGCCAUCUCACCAAUCUCCUGUAUUUUGGUAUUGGUUUGAAUAAUAUCUCUGGUGUAGUCCCUCCUUCCCUCUACAACAUUUCAUCUCUCACAGAUUUAGUUAUUCCAGACAACCAGUUAACAGGUAGUCUGCCCUCAGACAUAGGCCUUACACUCCCUAACCUCCGAUUUAUUUCUGUUGGAGGAAACCUAUUUACUGGAUGUUUUCCGAUUUCUUUCUCCAAUGCAUCUGGAAUGAUACUUCUUGACUUGUCCGACUCUCAACUUUCAGGGCCGGUUCCUUCAGAUCUUGGAAGAAAAAUGAAAAAUCUUCGGUGGCUGAAUUUGGGAUCUAAUAGUUUUGGCACUGGGGGUACUGAUGACCUUAGCUUUCUUGAUUCUUUAACCAAUUGCACCAAUUUGCAAAUAUUGGGAUUAGACGAAAACGGUUUUGGUGGUGUUUUACCAACUUCGUUUUACAAUCUCUCAACUAAACUUAGAUUACUGGAUGCUGGAGGUAAUCAGUUUGUUGGAAACAUCCUAGAUGGUAUAUCAAACUAUGUCAACUUAAUUGAUCUUUCCUUAGAGCAAAACCUUCUCUCAGGUUCUCUUCCUUUCAGUAUAGGGAAGCUUCAAAACCUGCAACAUUUUACUUUCAGCGGAAAUAGACUGUCUAGUUCAAUCCCGGAAUCAUUUGGCAAACUCACCCAACUCUUCCACCUGAAUUUGGCUCAGAACAAUCUGACAGGAAGCAUCCCACAAGGCUUUCAGAACCUUCAAAGGUUGCAAAUCCUAAAUCUUUCUCAUAACAACCUUGAUGGUUCUAUACCUAUGACAAUUGGCCUUAUCUCCACCUUAUUUUUCAUCAACUUUGCUCAUAACACGUUCAGAGGUUCCCUACCGGCGGAGCUUGGUAACUUGAAUAAUCUACAGGACCUGGACUUUUCUGAGAACAAGUUGUCUGGCGAAAUUCCAAGCACGCUUGGAAAUUGUUUGAGAUUGGAACACCUUAUUCUACGCGGUAACUUGUUGCAGGGGAGCAUUCCUUCCUCUUUUGGCUCCCUGAAAGGACUUGUAGGUUUGGAUCUUUCUCGAAACGAAUUGUCUGGAACGAUUCCGAUCAAUCUGGAGACACUAACCACUCUUGAAAAUUUGAACUUGUCCUUUAAUAGCUUAGAGGGUGAGGUGCCAUCCAAAGGUGCUUUUACCAACACAAGUGUGAUUUCAGUUGUUGGAAAUAGAAAGCUCUGUGGUGGCCUUCCUAAAUUGCACUUACCGAUCUGUGCCAUUCAAGAGUCGAAGAAGAAGAAUCAUCUUAAAGCUAAAGUUAUUAUAAUGUUAGUCAGUGUGGGUUUUUGUUUGAUACUGCUAAUAGUUUUGCUUGCUUUUUGUUGGAAAAGAAGACCGAGAAGAUUGUCCUCCCAAUCAUCCCUUGGAGAGGAAUUUUUGAGGGUAUCUUAUAACGAACUUCUCAAAGCUACCGAUGGAUUUUCUUCGACAAACUUGAUUGGCAUUGGAAGUUUUGGUUCUGUGUACAAAGGAAAGCUCUAGCAGGAUGAAAAACCUUUAGCAGUGAAGGUAUUCAAUCUUGAACAGCUAGGAGCUUCCAAGAGCUUUAUUGCAGAAUGUGAAGCUCUACGGAGGACCAGGCACCGGAAUCUUCUCAAGAUAAUCACUGCUUGUUCCAGCAUAAAUUUUGAAGGUAAUGAUUUUAAAGCUCUUGUCUUCGAGUUCAUGCCCAAUGGAAGCUUAGAAAGUUGGUUGCAUCCAAGUGAAGAUACGAGAAAGUUAAACCUCGCUCAAAGGCUUAACAUAGCAGUAGACGUUGUUACUGCACUGGAGUAUCUUCAUCAUUUCUGUGAAACACCAAUUGUUCAUUGUGAUUUGAAGCCAAGCAAUGUUCUUCUUGAUGAGGAUAUGACUGCUCAUGUGGGAGAUUUUGGGUUGGCCAGGUUACUUCCUAUGAAUAUCAGCAAUCCAAUUAAAGGGCAGACCAAUUCAACUGGACUCAGAGGCUCUAUAGGAUACGUUGCACUAGAAUAUGGAAUGGGUGGAUUAGCAUCAGCACAAGGAGAUGUCUACAGUUUUGGAAUUUUUCUUCUAGAGAUAGUCACAGGGAGGAGACCAACAGAUGAAAUGUUUAAAGAUGGCCUAAGCCUUCAUAGUUUUUGUAAGGCGGCAUUGCCUGACCGAGUGAUGGAGAUUGUUGAUAUGCGACUGCUACUAGAAGAAGAACCUGGUGAAACUAUUAUUGAUAUUGACAAUGAAAGACGCAUCAAAGCUAAAAGAAAGGAAUGCUUGAUUUCGCUUGUAAGGAUUGGAGUUGCUUGUUCAACAGAAACACCGAGUGAACGGAUUGGAAUUAGUGAUAUAGUAAUGGAGAUGAAUAUAACUAAGGAAGUGUAUCUUGGAGUAGGCAUUCAUGGCGAGAGACGUAUAAGAAUGCAACUGGCUGGUGAAGUGACAUCUCAGCUGAAUAAUUUUUAA
Pistacia vera is the source of this 3161-nucleotide messenger RNA. RefSeq names its product probable LRR receptor-like serine/threonine-protein kinase At3g47570. Gene Ontology annotation, molecular function: ATP binding; protein binding; protein kinase activity. Gene Ontology annotation, biological process: protein phosphorylation. The record is from RefSeq and is a predicted model, not a curated record. The transcript has 2 exons. Lineage: Eukaryota; Viridiplantae; Streptophyta; Magnoliopsida; Sapindales; Anacardiaceae.